ACCCGCCUGCCCGCUGCAGAGCUGAGAGCACGCAACAAGAGCCACAUCGAGCUUCACCGCCCUUCGUAGCGAGCUUGCUUCCCAGCGGAUCGAUCAGCUAGCUUGCUAGGCAUCAGCGCGCGCGGAAGAGAUGGCCACCGCCUCCUCCACGUCGAGGACGAACUCGAGGGUGAACUACUCGAACGAGAUCCACGACCUCUCCACCGUGCAGAGCGGCUCCAUCCCCACCAUGUACUACCCGGAGAAGUCCCUCGCCGACAUCUUCCCGCCUCACCUCCUCAAGAAGGUGAUCUCGGAGGUGGUGGCGACGUUCCUCCUGGUGUUCGUGACGUGCGGCGCGGCGUCCAUCUACGGCGAGGACCUCAAGCGCAUCUCGCAGCUGGGGCAGUCAGUGGUCGGAGGCCUCAUCGUCACCGUCAUGAUCUACGCUACCGGCCACAUCUCCGGCGCGCACAUGAACCCCGCCGUGACGCUCUCCUUCGCCUGCUUCCGGCAUUUCCCCUGGAUUCAGGUGCCGUUCUACUGGGCGGCGCAGUUCACGGGGGCGAUGUGCGCGGCGUUCGUGCUCAAGGCGGUGCUGUACCCGAUCGAGGUGCUGGGCACGACCACGCCCACGGGGCCGCACUGGCACGCCCUCGUCAUCGAGAUCGUCGUCACCUUCAACAUGAUGUUCGUCACCUGCGCCGUCGCCACGGACUCCAGGGCGGUGGGUGAGUUGGCCGGGUUAGCAGUCGGUUCCGCGGUUUGCAUUACAUCCAUCUUCGCAGGGCCUGUGUCCGGCGGAUCGAUGAACCCGGCGAGGACGCUGGCUCCGGCGGUGGCCAGCAACGUCUACACGGGCCUCUGGAUCUACUUCCUCGGUCCCGUCAUCGGCACGCUCUCCGGCGCCUGGGUCUACACCUACAUCCGCUUCGAGGAGGCCCCCGCCGCCAAUAAGGACGUGCCCCAGAGGCUCUCCUCCUUCAAGCUCCGCCGCAUGCAGAGCCAGUCCCUCGCCGCCGACGAGUUUGACACCGUCUAGAGAGACCGGUAGUCGGCGCGAGGCCGGCAGGUGCACUGCUCUCGGACCUCACCAUGCGCGGAUGCAUGGCAUAUGUGUGUAGUGUACCACUGUACCUGUAUGGACGUGCGAGCGCGGCAAGUCACUAUUUGUACCAGUUCAAAGUAUGUACCACGUGUGUGUACAUGUACGGUGUACCUGUGUGCUCGCUCUCUUCAAGACUUCAAGUGGGAGAGAGCUAGAGCUGCGUUUAUGUACCGGUACAUACUUCAAGUGUUUGUAUUUUUCUCCUUGUGCGUACGUGCCUACGUACGUACGCUUCGUUGAAUCAGCAAAUCAGUAUAUUUUUCAUAA
This is a messenger RNA of Phragmites australis (common reed), 1354 nucleotides long. Its product is annotated as aquaporin NIP2-2-like. Gene Ontology annotation, cellular component: membrane. The coding region runs from base 131 to 1021 and encodes 296 amino acids. Gene Ontology annotation, biological process: transmembrane transport. The transcript has 5 exons. Gene Ontology annotation, molecular function: channel activity. NCBI's taxonomy places the organism in Eukaryota, Viridiplantae, Streptophyta, Magnoliopsida, Poales, Poaceae. The record is from RefSeq and is a predicted model, not a curated record.